Carassius carassius (crucian carp) is the source of this 1740-nucleotide messenger RNA. Its product is annotated as WAP, Kazal, immunoglobulin, Kunitz and NTR domain-containing protein 2-like. The coding region runs from base 1 to 1719 and encodes 572 amino acids. The record is from RefSeq and is a predicted model, not a curated record. NCBI's taxonomy places the organism in Eukaryota, Metazoa, Chordata, Actinopteri, Cypriniformes, Cyprinidae. Gene Ontology annotation, molecular function: serine-type endopeptidase inhibitor activity; protein binding. Gene Ontology annotation, cellular component: extracellular region. The transcript has 2 exons.
AUGUGGUGGAUGCUGUUUCCCAGAUGGAUCUGGUUUUUGUUUGGACAGUUCUGCGUUUUGCGUUUGGACUUGCGGGCGAGAGCGAUGCCAAUGACCCUGUCCAAAGUGGUUUAUUCUCACGCGGGGAUGUGUCCGAACGAGAUAAACCCAAACCUGUGGGUGGAUGCCAUGAGCACCUGCGCGCGAGAGUGCGAGUCCGACCAGGACUGUGAGCCGUUUGAGAAAUGCUGUUCAAAUGUUUGUGGACACAAGAGCUGUGUGGCUGCCCGCUACAUGGACGUUAAGGGCAGGAAAGGUCCAGUAGGGAUGCCCAAAGGGGUCACUUGUGACAAAUUCAUGUGCACCCAACAGGGUUCAGUGUGUGAAAUCUGGGACGGACAGCCGGUGUGCAAAUGCCAGGACCGUUGUGGACGGGAACCCCAUUUUACAUGCGCCUCAGAUGGCAUGACCUACUACAACAAGUGCUACAUGGAUGCUGAGGCCUGUACCAGGGGCGUCACCCUCACCGAAGUCACCUGCAGGUACCACUUUAGCUCGUCCAACACCAGCCCUCUUCCAGCAGAGACCACUGCCCAGCCCACCACCGCCCAUCUUGAGACCACACCAAUGGACAUUCAACGUCCCAUCGUGGUCAGCAAUCCAGCACACCACUUUGUGUUCGUGGGCGAAACGGCCAGCUUCCUCUGCGAGGUCACAGGAAAACCGAAGCCGGCGAUUACGUGGGAAAAACAGAUCGACGGUAAAGAGAACACUGUAAUGCAACCCAACCAUGUGCAAGGAAACAUAGUAGUUACUAACAUCGCCCAGCUGGUCAUAUACAACGCCCAGGUCCAGGAUGCCGGCAUCUACACCUGCACUGCCUCAAACCAGGCUGGAUCUGUGCAAGCCCAUUUCCCACUCUCUGUGGUCCCCAGGGAGCAGAGCAAUCCGGAGAUGGUCAUGAAUUCCACUCGCCUACCUGCUGAGGAGUGUCUGAAAACACCUGAUAUGGGCGACUGCGGAGAGAAGAGCAUGAAGUGGUACUAUGAAGCCAAGCGCAACAAUUGCUUUGCCUUCACGUACAGCCAGUGUAAUAAAAACCGAAACCUUUUUGAUACCUAUGAGUUGUGCAUGCUGUCCUGUGGAGCGGAGCUUGCAGCACCUUGCUCCCUACCUAGUGUACAAGGUCCCUGCAAGGCUUACAAACCACGCUGGGCUUACAGCUACGCACUCAAGAAAUGCCAGUCAUUUGUUUAUGGAGGCUGCGGAGGCAACGAGAACAACUUCGAGAGCAAGGACGCCUGUGAGGACAUGUGCCCCUUCCCCAAGCCUCACAAUUGCAAGCUGUGCAAACCCCGGCAGAAGAUGGUCCCGAGCUUCUGCAAGAGUGACUUUGUGGUUUUGGGAUGUAUUACGGAGUUGACCGAGGACCACGACUCUGGCCACGCGCUCAUCACUGUGGAGGAGAUCUUGAAGGAUGAGAAGAUGGGGCUGCGGUUCUUCGGGCAAGAACCUCUGGAGGUGACACUGCUCAAUAUGGAUUGGAACUGUCCCUGUCCGAACAUAACGAGAGCCGAGGGACAGAUGAUCAUCAUGGGGGACGUUCACAACGGCAUGGCUGUGCUGCAGCCCGACAGCUUCGUGGCCACUUCUAGUGUACGGCGUGUUCGCAAACUCCGUGAGGUUAUCAACAAAAAGACUUGUGACGUUUUGAAGGAGUUCAGCAGCACAAAGUACUAGGGCGCUUAUGUCAUCUGAAUC